This is a messenger RNA of Sphenostylis stenocarpa, 966 nucleotides long. NCBI's taxonomy places the organism in Eukaryota, Viridiplantae, Streptophyta, Magnoliopsida, Fabales, Fabaceae. The record is from the annotation of a GenBank genome assembly.
AUGUCAUCGUCGGGAACCCACGGCAGUGAGGACGGAAAACGUUACCCUGCUCCACUCGCCCCUCAUGACGAUGUCGUCAAGGACUCCACUCUCUUCUGGGACACUCUCAGACGCUUUCAUUUCAUUAUGGGUACCAAAUUCAUGAUUCCUGUGAUUGGAGGGAAGGAGCUGGAUUUGCACGUUCUUUACGUGGAAGUUACGAGAAGAAGUGGAUACGAGAAGGUGAUUGCAGAGAAGAAGUGGAGGGAAGUUGGUAGUGUUUUUAAGUUCUCAACUACCACCACAAGUGCUUCUUUUGUAUUGAAGAAACAUUACUUCAGUCUUCUUUAUCAUUAUGAACAAGUUCACUUUUUUAAAGCUCGGGGUGCUGUCUACACUCCAUCAACUGAUGCAUUUUCCGGGAACAGUCCUUCAUGGAGACCUGAAUUAGCUAUAGUGGAAUAUUCGCCUAAGCCCUUAAGUAAUAGCCCGGAAUCCCGUGUUGAAGAUACAUCAUAUCUUUCAGGAAAUGGAACCAUCGAGGGAAAAUUUGACUGUGGUUAUUUAGUGUCCGUGAAACUGGGGACAGAGGUUCUUAGAGGGGUGCUUUACCAUCCAGAAAAAAUGGUUGCUCCUUCUUCGGUUCUGCACCAUCAGAAUGCCAUAGUGCCAUUCAAAAACAAAGCUCACCGUUCUGGUCGAAGGAGGAGAAACAAAAGAAGGUGGGACCCCAACUAUCCGAAGCCGAACAGGAGUGGCUAUAACUUCUUCUUUGCUGAAAAACAUUACUCUCUCAAGACUCUCUACCCAAACAGAGAAAGAGAGUUUACCAAAAUGAUUGGCCAGUCAUGGAACAGUCUUAGCCCAGAAGAAAGAAUGGUUUAUCAGAACAUCGGGUUAAGAGACAAAGAAAGGUACAAGAGAGAAUUGACGGAGUACAAAGAGAAGAUGAAGCUUAGGCAGAACCCAGAAGUUGGACUUCCAUAG